AUGAAUCGUGUUUAUGAAAGUGGUGCUGCAAAAAAACGAAAAGCGAAAGAAGAACAAAAGAAAUUAGACAAGUUACCAAAAAUUACUGGAUUUUUAAAACAAGAUGACAUUACUAGCAAAAAUGAUGAAACGCCAAAAGGUACCGCUGAUUUACAGGAAAAUGUUAUUCAAAACGAAUCAGUCGAUUUGAAUCCUUCAGAACAGUCGGAAUUAUCAGUAGCUACACAAGUUCUUAUAAAUCAUAGAACAGAAGAGGAGGCAGCAUUGAGAAGCACGUCAGAAAAAAUUGAAAGUUAUUCGACUGAUAUUGCGUUAUGGGGCGAAAUCAACGAGAAGUUACGAUUAUACUGGUUGCAAAAAAAUCCAGGUUUAUGCAGCAAUAAGGAUAAAGAUUUCUCAAAAUCUGCACGGAUUUACCAAGAAGGAGAUAAACAAAAAGUGAGAACUCUAAACAAAUCAUUAUUUCAAUUGAAACUACAAAAUAAUGAAAUAGUAGAGCGUGAGUGGUUAUCGUAUUCGCCAUCAACUGGACGUAUAUAUUGCUUUGUAUGUCGACUUUUUUCAUCUGAAAAAGAUCAAUUUACAUUUUACGGAUUUAAUGAUUGGAAACACCCAGAGCGAAUUACGGAGCAUGAGCAAAGCAAAGCUCAUAAACAAACUUUAACUAUUUAUUCUAAACGGAGAAGAGAAACUGGUAGUUUAGAAAAUGCAUUAACGAUUCAACAAAAAAAUGAGAAAAAUUAUUGGAUUCAAGUAUUACGUCGAAUAACUGACACUAUAAAGUUUCUUGCUUCACGAGGUCUCGCUUUUCGAGGGGAGAACGAACGAUUCGGAUCUAGUCAAAAUGGCAAUUACUUAGGUAUUUUAGAAUUACUGAGCGAAUAUGACCCUUUCCUUAAAGAGCACAUUAAUACCUACGGAAAUAAAGGACAUGGAGUAACAUCAUACUUAUCAGCUAAUAUUUGUGAGGAAUUUAUAGGCCUUAUGGGGGAAAAAGUUCUUGCUUGCAUUAUAAGUGAGUUGAAGAAGGCAAAAUAUUAUUCUUUUUCUGUGGAUUCUACGCCGGACAUCACUCAUCUAGAUCAAUUAACGUUCACCGUGCGCUACGUUACCGAUCAGGGGCCUAUCGAACGUUUUUUAAUGUUCGUUCCUAUAGAAGGUCAUAAUGCCGAAUAUUUAACAGAGGUUGUAGUCAAUUUUUUUAAAGAUAAUGAUAUUGAUAUAAAUGACUGUAGAGGUCAAUCUUAUGACAACGCAUCGAAUAUGUCUGGACGCUAUUCAGGACUGCAAACCAGGAUAAGGGAAAUCAAUAAGUAUGCUGAUUAUAUUCCUUGUGCCGGGCACUCGUUAAAUUUAGUCGGCGUUAAGGCAGCUGAAUGUGUUAAUGCAGUCGUUAAGUAUUUCUAUAUCGUACAAAAUUUGUACACAUUUUUAUCAGGAUCGACUUAUAGAUGGCAAAAACUAUUGUCAUAUUUAGGAACGAAAAAAAAAGUCGUUAAAUCUUUAUCCGCUACUCGAUGGUCAGCCCGAGCUGAUGCAAUCAUCGCUCUUUUCACAGGUCAUACAGAUAUUACGAAAGCUCUAGAUGAUUUAUCAAAGGAUGAUACGCAGUCUAACGAGACUAGACUUGAAGCUAAGACCAUUUUAAAGCAAAUUACAAAAUUUGAAAAUGUCUUUAUAACUGUGGUAUGGCACGAAAUCUUGACACGUAUUAAUGAUACAUCUAAAAAUUUACAAAAAGAAAAUAUGGAUUUGUAUAUAGCAUGCAGUCUUUUAAAUUCCUUAGAAUUGUAUUUAUUGGAUAUCAGGGUUAAAUUCGAUGAGUUUUUAGAAAAAGCAAAAAGCUUUACUGAUAUCUGCGAAAGUGAAUCUACAUCUGAGCCAAGAAAUCGAAGAAGAAGCGUAAAACUUACUCGCUUUGAAGGAGAGAGUGAACAUACACAAUUUACUGGAGAAAGAGAAAAGCUCAAAAUAGAGAUUUUUUAUCCGAUAAUCGAUUCACUUUGUUCCAAUUUGAAAACCAGAAAAACUGCUUACGAAACGGUGAAUGAUAACUUCAAGUUUUUUACUGCUCUACCAAACAUGACAUACGAAGGAAUAAAAGAAUGCUGCGAAAAGCUUGCCAGAAAAUAUGAUCAAGACAUUUCUGCAGAAAAUUUAAUAUCAGAAUGUUUACAUUAUAAACAUUAUCUUCGUGAUACACGAAAGAACGAAGAAUUAUUUAUUCCUGAUCUAUACUUGCAACUGAAGAAAGAAUUUCUGACGUCUACAUUCCCAAAUAUUGAAAUAAGUCUCCGAAUAUUCCUUACCCUAAUGAUCACCAAUUGUGCUGGUGAACGAUCAUUUUCUAGAUUAAAGUUGAUAAAAUCCGAUCAUCGAAGCACAAUGUCACAGUCACGAUUGAAUCAUCUAAGUUUAAUGAGUAUAGAAUCGGACUUAUUAAAAUCGAUUGAUUUUGAUGAACUCAUAUCUAAUUUUGCUGCGAAGAAAUCGAGAAAAAAAGUUUUUUAA
Messenger RNA from Parnassius mnemosyne (clouded apollo), 2511 nucleotides. The record is from the annotation of a GenBank genome assembly. Lineage: Eukaryota; Metazoa; Arthropoda; Insecta; Lepidoptera; Papilionidae.